This is a messenger RNA of Ylistrum balloti, 1591 nucleotides long. Its product is annotated as neuronal acetylcholine receptor subunit alpha-10-like. NCBI's taxonomy places the organism in Eukaryota, Metazoa, Mollusca, Bivalvia, Pectinida, Pectinidae. Bases 96 to 1244 code for a protein of 382 amino acids. The transcript has 6 exons. Gene Ontology annotation, biological process: monoatomic ion transmembrane transport; regulation of membrane potential; nervous system process. Gene Ontology annotation, cellular component: synapse; membrane; neuron projection. The record is from RefSeq and is a predicted model, not a curated record. Gene Ontology annotation, molecular function: extracellular ligand-gated monoatomic ion channel activity; neurotransmitter receptor activity; transmembrane signaling receptor activity.
UAACUAUUUGUACAGUGAACACAAAUGUGCUGUUAGGAUAUGACCACAACGUCAGACCUACAUGUAAAGGACCACACAUCCCUGUUGAUAUCAACAUGGAUCUCGGACUCCGACAACUCAUAGAUCUGGAAGAACCUGUCCAGCUGCUAAAAAUUAGUCUUUGGGUUCGACUGCAAUGGAAAGACUGUCGCCUGGUUUGGAAUGCCACCGAAAAUUAUGGUCUGUCGGCGAUGGUGUUACCGGAGAACGAAGUUUGGACCCCCGAUAUUGAGGUUUAUGACAGUGUUUCAGAUGACAUCCGGCGAGAACGAGACUUCCGUGUUUACGUCAAUUCCACAGGAAGUGUAACCUUUAACUUCCAGGCUGUUAUCACGAGUCGAUGUACUGUGGAUGUUACGUCAUUUCCGUUUGAUGUACAGAUGUGCCCUCUAUCUUUUGGUUCUUGGGUGUAUAGCGGUUUAGAUAUGGAUAUACACCCGAAGAGAUCAACAGGUGAUUUGUCCACCCUUGUUCCUAAUGUGGAAUGGAUUGUUGAAAACUUUAAUGUUGUAAGGGAAGAGAAAUACUUCGACUGUUGUAAGGAUCCUUUCCCGUUUCUCAACUACAGUAUACGGAUGAAGAGAAAGCCCAACUUUUAUGUAAUUAAUCUCAUUCUGCCAUCUAUGUUUGUGAUAGCUCUAACCAUAGGGGUGUUUAUUGUUCCGGUGGAAUCCGGGGAAAAGCUGUCCUUCGCCGUUAGCCUGAUGCUUGCAUUAGCUGUGUUUCAGCUAAUGUUGGCGAACACUUUGCCACCAUCAGCAGAGACAGUCCCUCUCAUAGCGGAAUACUUUGCUAUUACGGAAGGACUGGUAGCUUUCGUGUGUAUUUCAUCCAUUAUUGUCUUAAACAUCCACUACCAGGGAGAGAAGGAGUUGCCUGAAUGGGUACGGAAACUGUUUCUGGGCUGUCUGGCUAGAUCUGUUCGUGUUAUAAUGGCAAAUAAGAAAAAGACUAGUGUUUCCAAGGAAACUGCUAAAUCUUGUGACGGAGAACACCAGGAGGUUGUCAGCGCCGACAACACUGGGAAUCACCAUGCAAUUAUCAAGAAUUAUUACCCAGAAAACUCUCUGGAAUACACAAAAUUCUUGACUUUAACUGAAGAGUGGAAAAUUGUAGCCGCUGUAAUGGAAAGAACAAUAUCGAUAUUGUUUGUACUUGUCCUCAUUACAGUGUCUCUAUAUGUUUUUGUCAGUCUUGCAUAUUAACUGGAGUCAUUUAGAACUCAGAUAAAGAUGUUUAUCCAAUUUGUACAGUACAACAAACGUUGAGAUUCUUCAUUUAGUCGUUCAUUUGCAUUGGUGUGAAGUUUCUUAAUGCUUGUCACGUGACUGGUAAACGGUAUAAUAAGCGUGUUUGACAAUAAAUACGAACUCUUUUCUUUUAAAGACCGUUUUCAGCUCAUUGUAAACGAUUUUCUCUAUUUUUGCCGGUUUUACACAUAUGCAUAGCAUUGACCAGACUAUGGGUUUCUUUAUUAUGUCAUUCAUCCUCGAAAAUGAUUUCUAAAAAUGAAUGAACAAACAGAUAAAUAAAUAAAUAAAUAAAAAUCGAA